CGUCUCUCUCUCUCUCUAGCACUUUCUUUCUUCUUCUUCCCCUAGCUUUCGUCUCUCUCACUUACUCGCAGGGUUCUUUGGAAUCUUCUGAACGAUGCCGAGGUAUUACUGUGACUACUGCGAUACCUAUCUCACUCACGAUUCCCCAUCAGUGAGGAAGCAGCACAAUGCUGGUUACAAACACAAGGCGAAUGUGAGAAUAUACUAUCAGCAAUUCGAGGAACAACAAACCCAAAGUUUGAUUGAUCAGAGAAUUAAGGAACAUCUUGGCCAGACUGGAGGGUUUCCACAGGUUGGUGCUGUGUUUAAUCAGCAUAUGCUCGCUAGACCUCGCCCUCCAAUGAUGCUACCUCCUGGAAGUAUGCCUAUGGGUAUGCGACCUCCUGUUCUGCCUAGACCGAUGAUGCCUGGUAUGCCUGGUCAAGGUUACAUGCCGCCUCCAGGAGUACCACAGAUGAUGGCACCGCCUGGUGCUCCUCUACCUCCACCUCCACAAAAUGGUAUUCUGAGGCCACCAGGAAUGGCUCCCUUACCAGGUCAAGGUGGCGGACCUCCUCCUAAUUACAAUGGACCACCACCUCCUCCUCCUCCUUAUCAUCCAAAUCCAGCUGCUGCACCAAGUGGUAGCUUCAACAAUCCAAACCCUGGUGCUGAAUCUCCUGAAAGCAAUGAGUAGAGUUAGGUCGAUGAGUCAUUUUUCUCCUGCCAAAAAUUCUCAGAACUCUUGUUUGACAAAGUAUCUUACCUUUUCUAAUCCAAUUUAUGUGAAGAGCUUUAGAAUUAAUGUAUGUGAAAUGUUUCAUUGGUCGA
Capsella rubella is the source of this 810-nucleotide messenger RNA. Its product is annotated as U1 small nuclear ribonucleoprotein C. The coding region runs from base 95 to 676 and encodes 193 amino acids. The transcript has 5 exons. The record is from RefSeq and is a predicted model, not a curated record. Gene Ontology annotation, biological process: mRNA 5'-splice site recognition; mRNA splicing, via spliceosome; spliceosomal snRNP assembly. Gene Ontology annotation, cellular component: U1 snRNP; nucleus. Gene Ontology annotation, molecular function: pre-mRNA 5'-splice site binding; zinc ion binding. NCBI's taxonomy places the organism in Eukaryota, Viridiplantae, Streptophyta, Magnoliopsida, Brassicales, Brassicaceae.